AAAUUUUGCGCGAAUCCAGACAGAUAGCACGUAACAGAGAGCAAAGGAAAGGAAAGUGGAUAUACUAAUUCCAAGCUAAAGUGGUGGUUUCAGAGAUGUUUGAUGAUUUCCGCCGAUGACAAACGUGGUAUUGAGGACCAGGACGAGUUAUCGCGGUUCCGCGUACUCAAAAGACCGUCAAACACAUAGCGACUUCAAAUCUGGAGGAGGCAAAGGAAUUUUAACGCGAAUUGACGGAAAAGAACAUGGACCGGGUGUCGUGUCAUGCAACAUGACAACAGCGCCACAACGCGACCUUUAGACGACCCGUUGGAACUGAGUAGUGAGACAUGAUAAUUUACCGCCUGUCAAUGCCUUUUCUCUAGGAUCAGAAAUGAAAAUGUACCCGUCCGAGAACUCUAGGAUAGCCUUGAAACUUUCUUCAGGAGUGUGGCCUAACGAGA
This is a messenger RNA of Serpula lacrymans var. lacrymans S7.9, 443 nucleotides long. RefSeq lists its product as uncharacterized. The coding region runs from base 116 to 301 and encodes 61 amino acids. The transcript is spliced from 2 exons. The record is from RefSeq and is a predicted model, not a curated record. Lineage: Eukaryota; Fungi; Basidiomycota; Agaricomycetes; Boletales; Serpulaceae.